GCCACGCCGAGCCGGGCGCUUCUGCGCGUCCUGAGCGAGGUGCAGCCUCUGGAGAAGUUGCUGUGCGCGCUGAGCGCUGUUCGGUGCCGGUUUACGAGUGUGUUGCUACAGCUUUCCGAUGGGGGUAAAAACAGCUGUCAAAAGAUACGAAACAAGAAAUAAGAAAGAAGUGGCAUCACCCAGAUCCCGAGUGGAUUGGAGACGCACUAGAAGGGCGCUCAUACUGCCGGACAGCAAUGACGAAUCCUCAGCCGCCUCUGAGGAGGAGGAGGAGGAGGAGUCUGCCUCAUCCGAAAGCGAAAUAGAUGAGAAGCAUCCGGCGGCUGUGGAGCGCAGCCCUCCCGAUCAGCAGGAGAAGCGCCACAGCGGGGAGGCAGCGGAAGAUGGGGACGAUGAGUGCGUUGUGCCUGGGAAGCGCAAGAGGCUGAGCGCCUCCGUCAUGUACGACAGCGAUGGAAGCGAGGGCAGUGACAUACUUGUUAGAAGGGUCUCUGCCAAACGCCGCUGUAUAAUGGAUGACGAUGAGAGUUGCGAACAGCAGCCUGAUAAAACGUGCCCCACAGAGAAUGCUUCUGCUAGCAGGAAACAGAAAGUGCUCGCAAAAUUGAAGGAGCUUGUAAGACAAAGCACAGCGCGGAGGUCCUGCAGCAGUGCAAGUUGUGAGGAUUCUAAUGGUGAAGCAAUGGAAGAGGAACCAUUCUGUCAGUUGCCCCUCACACCUUCAGAAGGCAGUGAAACUGAUGGUGACAGCAUGAAAGAUUUUAUAGUAGAGGAAGAGGAAAACGAUGAUGGUAAUGACAUUGACAACACAGAGCAUGUGAAGAAUGAAAAUCAGCCACAUCAAAAGCAACCAAAUCCAUCAAACAGCGAGCUGCUGGCACACUACAUCCCACAGUUAUCUCGCUGUGAUCAUUAUGUACACUUCAAAAGAAUAGUAAAGGCUUUCCUCAUAAAUGCAAUUGAUGACACUUUUCUGAGCUCAUUAUAUGAUGGAACAAGACAGAAGAAGUAUGCACAAGAGAUGCUGCUCUCACUGCAUUAUUUGGAUGACCGCUUCGUUCAGCCUCGCCUUGAGAACUUGAUCUGUAGAAGUCGCUGGAAGGAUCGAUACAAGGAGCGUGUGGAUUGUUACCCAGAUGUUCGCAUAAGCUUGCAAAGUGCACAGAAUAUGUCUUGUCAGGCCUGUGAGCUGAAGCGGUGGUGCAAGUUCAAUGUAGUGCUCUCUGGAAGGCUUUAUAAUAGUAAAACUUUGGAAGUGGAUGACUUCAUGUCAGGUGAUAAACAGGUUUUGAAGGUUGGUACGGUGUGUGCAAAUCGUACAAGAGUUUAUCACAACUUGAAACACUUCAAGUACAAGUUAUACAUGGAUUGCAGCUCCAUUGUGGAAUUGGAUGGUGUUGAGGAUGAACCAGUCAAAGACACUGUGGAGCGGCUUUUCAGCCACUUGGAAGAGACUGGGUGGAUUCAGAAGAGAUACAAUGAUCUUGAAGAUUACCUGGAAGAUGCAGACAAUUUCCAAGAAGAGAAAAUUGAUUAAGAGGUCAUAUAGCUCUUUGAAAGACAUCUUUAAAAAUGUGAAUGGCCUACUUCAUCUGCAUGCACUUUAUCUCUGCCUGGACUUCAAGACUUCUAUGUAGGCUGUUACACGGAAAUUCAUAUGCCUUUAAAUUACUGUUUGAUAAUGUGCUGUAUCUUUUUUUCUCAUCUGUGUCAAUACAAAUCCAAAGUUUUACCAAAUCAGUCCUUCCAGGCUUACUGCAUUAAUCACUUUAAGUUUCCUACUGUUAGAAAUAUCAGUUCAAUGUCUGUUUACUUGUGGAAUAAAAUUUCCACCUAUUCAGAUUGAGCUGCAUUGUAGACAACACAGGAGAUGCUGCUAUCUUUUGAAGUGGGUAUAUUUGGAAAGGUAAGGCUUUGUUAUACCAGAACUUAGAACUUGCAUCUUACCUUCCUUAUUGCUCAUUAUGUACAAGUCAGUCCAGUCAGUUAGAAUGAUAAUUACAACAAACAGGACCCAAAUGCAAAGAUCUAUUUCUCCUCUGACGAAUCAGUAUAGACAGUUGCAAGGCAACAGAGGAAAUAUUCUGCAGUCCUGACUGCAUUUGCAGCACAGUAGUCAUUCCUCUCUUGAGAAAGUAGGUGAUGAGUCACAGUAUGGGCGUCAUACAGACUGAGUCUGGCUCAGCCAUUUAAAUGAGCACAUGGGCCCACAUUGCUGUCUCUGAUAAGUAGCUGGGGCAAUUUACUGAGAUUUUAAACAUCGGGUUACAUUGUGCAAACAUAAUGGCAGCACUUGGAGUAACCCUAAGAGAAUGGGUUAAUAUGCCCAAGGAAGAUAAGCAAGAAUUCUUUCAGUGUAACUUAAGAGAAAGUAGGAGUUAGUCAGAAACAGGAUGUAUGGCUUACCAUAAUUGCAUGAAACCCAAAUCAGAGUAGAUUUUCAAGGAUUUUGGAAGGGUUUAAGUAUGGUUCUGCGCAUUCUGAAAAAUUGGACAAGAACUGCAAAUGUGUACUCACAGCCCAGAAAGUCCACUGUGUCCUGGGCUGCAUCCCAAACAGCAUGGCCAGCCGGCUGAAAGAGGUGAUUCUGCCUCUCUGCUCUUCUGAAACCCUACCUGGAAUGCUGCAUCCAGUUCUAGGGUCCUGGCACAGGAAAGACAGGACGUCCUCCUUGCUGGAGCAAGUCCAGAGGAGGGUCCCUAAAUUGAUCAGAGGGCUAGGUGUGGAUUGGCUGAUAGAGUUGGGGUUGUUCAGUCUGGAGAAGGGAAGGCUCUGGGGGACCAUAUUGCAACCUUUAAGUAUCUAAAGGGGGCCUACAAGGAAGAUGGAGAAAGACUUUUUACCAAGGCCUUGUAGUGAUAGGACAACAGGUUUUGAACUCAAAGAAGUAGGUAUAGAUAGACAUAGGGGAAGAAAUUUUUUACUGUGAAGUUGGUGAGGUGUCGCAGACAUCUUUUCAUGAAAAAUCCUUUCCUUAAGAUUUUUCCUCCUGAGAAGCUGAGAGGCCUCAGGAACAAAAUGUAAACAGUGGUUAUCUGCUGCUGUGGAAUGCAACAGGUGGAUCUGUGACUGGCUCAUGUUGGUUUGUUUGUAAUUAAUGGCCACACAGCUGGCUCGGACUCUCUGUCUGAGACAGAAGCUUUGUUAUCAUUCUUUCCUAUUCUGUUCUUAGCUGGCCUUCUGAUGAAAUCCUUUUCUUCUAUUCUUUGAGUAUAGUUUUAAUGUAAUAUAUAUUAUAAAAUAAUAAAUCAAGCCUUCUGAAACAUGGAGUCAGAUCCUAGUCUCUUACCUCAUCCAAGAACCCCUGUGAACACCGUCACAGUGAGGCACUGGCACAGGUUGCCCAGAGAAGGUGUGGAUGCCCCACCCUUGAAGGCUGUUAAGGUUAGGUCAGGAUGGGGCUUUGAGAAACCUGGUAUAUUGGAAGAUAUUCCUGGCCAUUAUGAUUAAAGGUCCCUUCCAACUCAAAUUAUUUAGUGUUUCUGUCUCUAUAUUUUGGGCUGCAUAUAAAAAGAAUCAGAUGUAGCCUAAGAAAAUUAAGGGCACAGUGUUUUGAAACCUACAUCUUGCUGUAUGCAAGUACUCUAUUAGUCUUUUGUGGCUGAAUAACUUAGUGAAAGAUACUGUUAAUACUCUGAAUCAUUUUAACAUGUCACUCUCUCAGGAGCAAAACUAAUGGAACCUGAUUUCUCAUAGAUUUAUCCAUAAGAAGUCACCACAUUUAUUUUGCCACUUUACUGGGAACAGAUACUCAGAUUGGGUAGGCAACUGCUGCCAGAUGUAUUGCUUAACAAUGAACAUCUGCUGCCUUUUUACAUAGAGAUUCUACCUUAGAUUUAUCAUUCACUACUCUUUUUCUAGCAUUUGUUUUGAGAAAUUAACUGCUUUUACUUUUUUAAAGACUUGAAAUUCAGCAAUAUUUUAAAUGCUAUUAGGCUAAGUUGGUAGCAUGAGUACUCCUUUCUACCACAUACAGAUACAAGAUAUACAAAACCAAGAUGAAAAUUCCCAGUAAACAGAUUGAGACUUGCCAUCAAGUAAGCUUAUGUUGAAGAUAUUCUUUCCAUACCUUAUCUGUAAGUUAGACACAUAAAAUUCUGAGGUUUGGUAUGUCUCAUAUCUAUCUCCCUAGUUACCAAAGCUGAAGGUUUCCUUCUGUAUUCCUUCUCCCCCCUCAUCUCUGUUCUUCUGGGAAUAUUGGUGGGAACACACCCAUCAACUUAAAAGUACUUGGGAAUCCAUCUUGAAUAUAUCCAUUUUAGUUAUUGAAACCUCACUUAUUUCUGUUAACAAAAUCUUUGUAAAGUUUUGUUCACUUCUCUAGAACAUAACAUACAUUUGGUGUACCUUAAUUCUUACAAAGGAAAACCAUUAUGAAAUGAGUUCUGUACCAUAUAAUGGAAUAUGUCCUCUUAGAGCCUUCCUGACUGGUCCUAAUUUUUGCUACUGUAUGAAUUUUCUGAAAACUCUCAAGACUAUGAAUUUGCUUUAAAAUUUUGUUAUCAGAAUGAAUAGUUGAUCUCUCAUUUUUCUACAUUAAAACAAUU
Molecule: messenger RNA, 4547 nt
Organism: Melospiza georgiana
Lineage: Eukaryota; Metazoa; Chordata; Aves; Passeriformes; Passerellidae
Gene: CCDC82
Product: coiled-coil domain containing 82
Exons: 8
Coding region: 119-1537 (472 amino acids)
Cellular component (GO): nucleus
Source: RefSeq, a predicted model, not a curated record